Amborella trichopoda is the source of this 1261-nucleotide messenger RNA. Its product is annotated as gamma carbonic anhydrase-like 1, mitochondrial. NCBI's taxonomy places the organism in Eukaryota, Viridiplantae, Streptophyta, Magnoliopsida, Amborellales, Amborellaceae. The record is from RefSeq and is a predicted model, not a curated record.
AGAAAUCCAAGGUCAGAGAUCAUAUUUUUAGAGAGAGAGUCAUAUCUCUAGAGAGAGAGAGGUAGAGAAAAGAGAGAAAACACCUCUGUUUCCCUCGUGCACUAUGUAACCUCUGCUUCUCACACUGCAACACACGACCUCUCCCUCGCUCCCUCCCUCUCUCUACCAGAUAAAAAUGGCGAAGUUUCUUAGAUUUUCCAGAAGUGCCGUAAAAUCCACUAUCCUCCCUUCGUGCUCAGCUACUCUAAAACUCCCUCUUCCUUCUUUAUCCCCUGUAACUUCUAGGCCUUUCUUCACCGAGGCCUUGUCUGCAACUGAUCACCAUGUCAAAUGGGAUUACAGAGGUCAGAGAAAGAUAAUUCCUUUGGGGCAAUGGCUCCCUAAGAUUGCCGUUGAUGCUUAUGUUGCCCCAAACGUGGUCUUAGCUGGUCAGGUUAAUGUUCAGGAUGCUGCCUCUGUGUGGAAUGGGUCGGUUCUUCGUGGUGAUCUCAACAAAAUUACAGUGGGAUUUUGCUCCAAUGUUCAGGAAAGAUGUGUUCUUCAUGCCGCCUGGUCUUCACCCACAGGGCUUCCAGCUGAAACAACCAUCGAGAUGUAUGUCACUGUUGGGGCUUACACACUCCUGAGGUCUUGCACCAUUGAACCUGAGUGCAUCAUCGGGCAAAAUUCAGUCCUCAUGGAGGGCUCCCUUGUUGAGACUCAUUCUAUCUUAGAAGCUGGGUCGGUCCUUCCCCCUGGUCGUAGGAUUCCAAGUGGUGAACUUUGGGCUGGGAAUCCAGCACGAUUUGUGAGAACUCUAACCAAUGAAGAGAUCCUGGAAAUACCCAAACUCGCGGUUGCCAUUAAUGACCUAAGUCGAAGCCAUUUCUCUGAAUUCCUUCCUUAUUCUACUGUUUAUUUGGAGGUCGAGAAGAUGAAGAAAUCACUUUCUAUUCCUCUGUGAAGAAGCUGAUCCCUUCAUCACCCUUUGGUUUUCCUUCAAAAGAAUAAGCCCCACCACAAACUGUCCUUUGACCAUGGUCUUUUAAGCAUUUUUUUCGUUUGCAGAGUUGGGAGAGAGGAACUGCUUUGUUUUUAUGUCUACUGUGGUGAGGAGUGAGGAUUGAGGAGAGGGUUUGCCAUGGCCUUCAUUUGGCAGGUUUUAUUUAUGCUCUCUUGUUGUAGUUAAUCUUUGUUCCAUCGUUUGUAGCUUAAAUCAAAACCAGCAAUUCUGGUUGAUUUUUCAUGGAGCUAUGGAGAAUCUAAAAUAUGUUCCGUACCC